This is a messenger RNA of Rattus norvegicus (Norway rat), 3441 nucleotides long. RefSeq names its product zinc finger protein 143 (gene Zfp143). Gene Ontology annotation, cellular component: nucleus; chromosome. The record is from RefSeq and is a predicted model, not a curated record. NCBI's taxonomy places the organism in Eukaryota, Metazoa, Chordata, Mammalia, Rodentia, Muridae. Gene Ontology annotation, biological process: regulation of transcription by RNA polymerase II.
CCGCCCGGCCGCCGCCCUCAGCGCGGCGGCGCGGGCCCACUUGGGCCCGGGCUCUACCUCCAGCUGCUCAUGCCCGUCCUUAGGCCUGGCCGAUCCUACGGCCGCCUUCGUAGCGGAGCCCGAGCAGAAGUGGAGUUUAUUAAUAACCCUAGCCCGCCACUCUAGGGCGGCGGAGCUUUUCUCUCUGAAGACGCCACCCCACCCCCCACUUCUCGCAGCGCCCCGCCUGUCCCCUAAGGGGGCCGCUGAGGGAAGGAAGAGCAAGAGGGGAGGGUGGAGCUCUCGGGAGCCGGGCGGCUUUGCUGGACCUGACCUUCGCGCGGAGCGAGUCCCAUGGCGCUCGCUCGGUGGCGAAGCUCGUCGGGUUGGGCCUCCGGGCCUCGGUUCACAGCAGGCCCCAACAGGGGCGCGGGCCCUGCGGCUGGGGACACUGCCUGCACAUCGCCCCCGGGUUUCUUCCUAUUCUGAUCGGUAGAAAAUGUUGUUAGCGCAAAUAAAUCGGGAUUCUCAGGGAAUGACAGAAUUUCCUGGAGGAGGAAUGGAGGCUCAGCAUGUCACUCUGUGCCUGACAGAGGCGGUAACCGUGGCAGAUGGUGACAAUUUAGAAAAUAUGGAAGGUGUGAGUUUACAAGCUGUCACUCUUGCCGAUGGCUCUACUGCUUACAUACAGCAUAAUUCUAAAGAUGGGAGACUCAUUGAUGGCCAGGUCAUUCAAUUGGAAGAUGGUUCUGCUGCCUAUGUUCAACAUGUCCCCAUACCUAAAAGUACAGGGGACAGUUUGCGGCUGGAGGAUGGGCAGGCAGUGCAGCUGGAAGACGGAACCACUGCGUUUAUCCACCACACUUCGAAAGAUAGUUAUGACCAGAGCUCCCUUCAGGCCGUCCAGUUGGAAGACGGUACAACAGCGUAUAUCCACCAUGCAGUGCAAGUCCCACAGCCUGACACCAUCUUAGCAAUCCAGGCUGAUGGCACAGUGGCGGGGCUGCACACGGGAGAUGCCACGAUUGACCCUGAUACCAUUAGUGCUUUGGAGCAGUAUGCAGCAAAGGUGUCUAUUGAUGGUAGUGAAGGUGUGACAAGUACAGGACUGAUUGGAGAAAAUGAGCAAGAGAAAAAAAUGCAGAUCGUCUUACAAGGACAUGCUACGAGAGUAACUCCUAAAUCUCAACAGAGUGGAGAAAAGGCGUUUCGGUGUAAAUAUGAUGGAUGUGGGAAACUGUAUACAACAGCUCACCAUCUUAAGGUCCAUGAGCGCUCGCACACAGGAGACCGGCCUUAUCAGUGUGAGCAUUCAGGCUGUGGGAAAGCAUUUGCAACAGGUUAUGGACUAAAAAGUCAUUUCAGAACUCAUACUGGAGAAAAGCCAUAUCGGUGUUCAGAAGAUAAUUGUACUAAAUCUUUCAAAACUUCAGGAGACCUACAGAAGCACAUCAGAACCCAUACAGGAGAAAGGCCCUUUAAAUGCCCUAUUGAAGGCUGCGGUCGGUCCUUUACAACGUCAAAUAUCAGAAAAGUACACAUUAGGACACACACAGGAGAAAGACCUUACUACUGCACAGAACCAGGAUGCGGGAGGGCAUUUGCCAGCGCAACUAAUUAUAAAAACCAUGUGAGGAUACACACAGGAGAAAAGCCAUAUGUCUGUACAGUUCCUGGGUGUGACAAACGGUUUACAGAAUAUUCCAGUUUGUAUAAACAUCAUGUCGUUCACACUCACUCUAAACCAUACAACUGUAACCACUGUGGGAAAACAUACAAACAGAUUUCCACACUGGCCAUGCACAAACGGACAGCCCACAAUGACACAGAGCCCAUUGAGGAGGAGCAGGAAGCCUUCUUCGAGCCUCCCCCAGGUCAAGGUGAUGAUGUUCUUAAAGGGUCCCAGAUCACAUAUGUUACAGGUGUAGAAGGAGAGGACAUCGUAUCUACACAAGUAGCCACAGUAACCCAGUCUGGGUUGAGUCAACAAGUCACACUCAUAUCGCAGGAUGGGACUCAACACGUCAACAUAUCUCAAGCCGACAUGCAGGCCAUUGGCAACACCAUCACCAUGGUAACACAGGAUGGCACACCCAUCACAGUCCCCACUCACGAUGCAGUCAUCUCCUCAGCAGGAACACAUUCUGUUGCUAUGGUCACUGCUGAGGGCACAGAAGGACAGCAGGUUGCAAUUGUAGCUCAAGACCUGGCAGCAUUCCAUGCGGCCUCUUCAGAAAUGGGACACCAGCCACAUAGCCAUCAUUUAGUAACUACAGAAACCAGACCUCUGACCUUAGUGGCAACAUCCAAUGGCACCCAGAUUGCAGUUCAGCUUGGAGAGCAGCCAUCUCUGGAAGAAGCUAUUAGAAUAGCAUCUAGGAUCCAGCAAGGAGAGACGCCAGGGUUGGAUGAUUAAUACUCAGAACCACAGAGCAAUAAAGCAGGAGGAAGAGCCUUUCAUCUCUGCGGCAGAAUUCCUGAAGCCCGGCCCGGCAGAGCAGAAGUCCCAUUCCUGAAGCACUGGACACAUUUUUAUGCGAGAGUAGAGAACGUUUUCUUCUUGACACUUUUGUGUACAUAGUCCCUGGAAUAAAUUCCCACGGUGAUUCAUUGUGUACAAGGAAGAAUGAAGUGAGAGCCCUGUGGCAGUUCUUCAUGUUUCUCUUGGUCACACGGCAGACUUGUGAGGCCACCCGUAAGACCAGCGAGGUCCUAACACAGUCAAGAUGAGCUUUUAACUUACUGUGAAAAAGAAAAAGGCUGUAUCUAAUGUGCUGAAGGUUCUACAUGUGAAACAAUCAUAACUCCAAAGCCAUCACAGAAAAUAAAGGAUGCAAGCCUUCAGCUGUCCCUCCAGUUAAUGUCUGGAUUUUUUUGUCCUACUACACACCCAUUUUUAUUUGUAUUUCAAAGUUUGAAGACUUCAUUUAUAGUCUCCCAUCCCUGUAAUAUAACAUUUCUUCAAGCUAAAAUGCUGAUUAUUUUAGCAUUACAUUGGAUUAUGUAUAAAAUUACAAAGUUUGCUUAUUUUAAAUUAAACAUCAAAUCCAGUGUUUGAAGCUGGGAAUGGUAGCUUGUGCCUGUAAUCCCAGCAUUAAAGACCUGAGGCAGGAGGCAUACAUAAAUUUGAGACUGGCCUGGACUAUGUUGUGAAUUUCAGGCUAAUCUGAGCUACAGAGUAAAUACUUUCUCAAAAACAAAGUAUAUCUGUUGUUUGGGUUGUUAAAGAUUCUAUUCAGCCUUCUGAUUUUUUGCUACUGUUUUUUAUGAUAAUCAACUAUGAGAGUUUCCCACGGGUCUGGCCUAGGCUUAUAGUUCUAUGGCUGAGAAUGGAUUUACUCCAAAAAAAAACUGGGUUAGUGAGUUAUGUAAAUUAUUUAUUUUUGCUCCUAAGCUUUUGUUUUAAAGCUUAUUUACCUUAAAGUUUAUUAUUGACUUUGAAUACAGCAGUUUUUAAAACAA